Molecule: messenger RNA, 4524 nt
Organism: Cladophialophora carrionii CBS 160.54
Lineage: Eukaryota; Fungi; Ascomycota; Eurotiomycetes; Chaetothyriales; Herpotrichiellaceae
Exons: 1
Coding region: 1-4524 (1507 amino acids)
Source: RefSeq, a predicted model, not a curated record
AUGGAACCCAGUCGACCAGGCGGAUACCUCAGUAUCCCCAUCACGGAAGCCGAACGGGCCCAGGCAGCCCGAGCCCGCGAUGACAGCUCCGAGCGACUCCUCGCUGACACCCGACACUCAUCUCCAGAGUCUCGAGAUCCGUCGCCAGACUUUCGACCACCUCCUGUCGCCCAACUGCAGGUGCCAUUUCCCAGCAGAUUCCCCUCGAUACACGCAGCCCCGAUAGCACGACAGUUCGCUCCAAGUUUCCAACCAAGAAUCGAGAAUUCCCAAUAUCAUCAGAUCUCGCCAGUACCGGAAGAGGAUGAGCCAGAGUCGAUCAAACUUCGGCCAUACACGGCAGUCGCCGAGGAGGACGACAGCCGUUUGCUUCCCCCAGUAUUACCAGGACCGACUCCGCCUCUCUGGACUCCGGUCUGGCUGAAGAAAUGGUUCCUGGGCCUCUUCGCCUUGGUGUUCGCUGGCUUUCUGGUCGCCCUCGUCCUGCUGUGGUACUACGAUGGUCAGAAUGAUGGCUUCCACGUCGAUCAAGGGACAAGUCACUACGCAUGGGCUUACACCCCCACCAUCAUUGUCGUGUUCGUGGUGGCUGCGUGGAGGAUGGUCGACCACCAUUCAAAAUUGGCCAUGCCAUAUGAUGCCCUGCAGAACGGACCUACCAAGACCUCAGAGAGUCUCCUGGUGGACUAUAUCUCGAAAUUCCAGCUCGUGGCGUUGUUUGAGGCGUUCAAGAACAGCCAUUUCGCCGUCAUCACCUCAAUCACCGGAUUUGUGUUACUAAAAGUUGUUACGGUUUUUGCGACGGGUCUGUUGCUCGCUCUGCCGACUCAAGUGACCCUGAAAGAGAGUUCGCUCCAGGCAAAUGGAUUCGAUGCAGCGUCGUUCAACCCGAACUCAGCGCUCGAUUCUUCGAGCAGUGUCACUCAACCAGUAUAUGCUUACUAUGGGAGUAUGGCUCAGGGAAUGCCUCUGGAGAAUGGUGUUACUUUAAGGCUAGCAUACAGUGCUAUAUCGGUCACUUCGGACACACCAAUCGACGGUGACGUUUCUAUCUCAGGAGAAGUCGAUGCCUUUGUGCCGACCAUGUCGUGCGAAGCCGUGGAUGCACAGCUGACCACGCCCCGGAUUGUCAACGACACAAAUUCGGCCAGCGCGUUCGCGACUUCCAGCAAUAUCACCUUCGAUAUCCCCGCAGGCGAUGUCUGCGGCAAGCUUUCUUCAGUCACCGUGCCCGCCGAUAAUCCGUUCACUGAGAUUCUUCCCCAGCGCCAGGUUACAGGCACGAUGCAACAGGUUUUCUGUGGGACGGCGAACGCCAGUGUACCGGAUGUAGCAGGGCCGCAAGGUUUGUUGUUCACCAUCACAGACAUAGCCUAUCAGCAAGCCCUCUUCGACAACGCGACAGAUCUAGCAGGCGGCUCCUUCACCAUCGCGAGUGAUGUUUCGAGGACUCUCACGAAUCUCACGAAUGUCUUCUGCAGGCCUUCCUACAUGAUGACGAAAGCCCAGUUCAUCAACAACACCAAGCUGCUAGACAGCAGUCAGGCCGCAUUGAUCGAAUUGAAGGACGGCGGGACCAACGGCACGUUGGAAGGGUUUUCAGACUGGAACGCGACGAACGUCCUUUCACAGGCAUCCAUGGCGGCGCAAGUGCUGUUUAGCGAUACGAUCAACGACGAUACCAUCUCGGACUCGAGCGCAAUAUUUAUGUUGAUGGCUUUGACCCGCGGAUCUCGGAAUGUUGAUACCCUGAUCAAUCCGAGCGUGAUAAUGCAGGCUGCCACGGACACGUAUCAGGGAAUCAUGUCACAGUACGCACAUUUGAACUUGAGAGCAACCGACCACAGUGAUGUCGUAGGAGGCAAGGUGACUCGGCAAGAACAAAGGUUACGUGUCAAUGACGUUUCGGUGUGGACUAUGGCCUCAGCAAGUGGACUGCUCUUCUUGUUUUGCAUCGCGCUCAUCUUCAUCGCACCGAGAGCGGUCGUGCCACGCGACCCGAGCUCAAUCGCGGCAGUGGCGACGACUCUGGCCAGAAGUACCGAGCUGAACAGACUGUUGCGGAAACAGGGUGCGCCAGGCUACGCAAAUCAGAAGACGGCGUUGACAGGGUACGAGUUUGGAACGGCAAUUGCAACCACGGAUUCGGGGAGGGCGAGCUUCAAGAUUGUCGUUUCAGAAGGUGAGCUGGAUGAGCCGGCCACACAGCCAACCAUGGAUCUCAAAUGGUGGAGGCCAUUGACGGCGACAUUUCCGGCGGUGAUCAUUACAGUCAUUCUCCCGGUGGGCGCCAUCGUGGCAUUGGAGCUGAUUCAGCGGAAUUCCGAUGAACAUAGCGGGUUCUACGCGGUGGCGGACGACAAGUGGACUGAGGUCUACAGCCACUACAUUCCAGGCCUUGUGAUGCUGAUCUUGGCGGCGCUGGUCAACAUGCUGGACUUCAAUGUCGCCCUCUUUACUCCCUGGCACAACCUUGCCAGUGGCGGUGCCGUCCACAGAAAGUCAAUUCUGAACAACAUUCUGGGCAGGUCUCCUCCUUUUGCGUUUUUGCAGGCGCUGAGGACCGGGAGCCUAGGAGCUAUGCUGAGCAUUGCAGCAACUGCCGUGGCCAGUAUCCUCACAGUCAUUGCUUCCGGGCUUUAUUACGUGCAGCACUAUUCGGUCGAUGGACCGACCAUUUCGCUCACGCAGACCGACUCUUUCGCCUUGACGUGGGCGGACAGCUUCUCAAAUGACAACGGAGCGGGCGCGAUGAUGAACCUGCUUAUGCAUCAGAAUUUCAGUUACCAUCAGUUUACGUACGAAGGCCUUGUGUUUCCGAAGCUCGCGUUGAACAACUCGGCCUUGACGACCGAUACACUCACAACCGUCACGGGAUCCGCGUCGCAUCUGCUUCCAGCUGUUCGGGCCAACCUCAGAUGCGAUGUCAUCUCCUCGGACUCUUUCAGCGUGUCCACGCAGGCAGCUGGAUCUGGCUCGGGAUAUGCGACUGAUCAGGCCUUUGUCACCGUCCGUGCGAACCUGCCCGAUUCCUGCCAUCUAGGCGGCACCCGGGGCACAGACGAUUUCUUCCUGUACGAGAACAACUUUGAGCUUCCUUCAGGCGGCAAAGGUACAUACGCAGGUGCUCAACUAGACCUCUUAUUUGGAGAGAAUGCGACCACAUAUGGGAACUACGGGGAGCGUCGUGGCCAGUACAUUGGGGACAAUCCUCCCGUGGGCUGCCCCAGCUUAGCCUUCACAUUCGGCCACUUCCAGCUCGACAGCAAAGACAAGAGUCAAGUCACCACCAUGAUCUGCUACCAAGAGAUCCAGGGUUUGAGCGCCAACGUCACCCUGCGGCCAAACAGCACGACCAUCGAUCCCAACCACCCGCCGGUCGUGCAGGAGAGCAGUGUCUUCCUGCACGAAAACCCCCUUGCCAACAACAGCGGCGUCAACACCUUCGACUUCCGCAUCCAGAACAAUCUCGCGCAGGAAAUGACCGUCUUCAACGGCGGCAGCGGCACGCCCGCCACAAACCCGUCCAGCACCACCACGUAUGACAUCUUUUUUCAAGCCGUCAUCAAUGGCACCGCGCCGCACGAGCCGGCCUCCCUCGCCGGUCCAGAUAAUCAAGACGUCCUCGUCGACGCCAUCACCCGGUUCUACCAGAUAUACAUGGCGCAAGCCAUCUCGGCGAACAUGCGCGCCCCGGUGAAGAGCCUGUCCGACUCAUCGCGUGUCCUGCGUCGCCAAUCUUCGUCCCUAACAACGACCUCGCCCACCACAAUCGACACGCCGCGCCUCGUGCAGGACAUGGACUCGAAGCUCAUCCUGCAAGUUCUGUUGGGCAUCAUGGCCGCCCUCUCCGCCUCCGCCUACCUGCUCACCAAAUUCCACCGAGUCCUCCCGUGCAACCCGUGCUCCAUCGCGGGGACCAUGUCCCUCCUCGCAGGCAGUGACCUCGUCCACAGCACCGACGACGGCCUCUGCGAAUGCUGCGGCAAACCGCGCCGCAGGUCAUUCGGUGCCGACCUCACCAACCGGCCAGAGAGUAUCCAUGCGCGACCCGAGGAAACGGGUGGCACGCACGGCGAAGCCGAGGGCGAGGAAGUUGAUGACCGCGAACAGAUCAUUGAUGAUGGCGCGGAAUGGUUCUCCACCACGCAGUUUGAGGGCGUUUUCGCUGGGAGGCGAUACAGUAUGGGGUGGUGGCGCGAAAGACCAGCGCUCGGCAAGAGGCGGCGUUACGGCGUCGAUGUCGGGAUCCGGGCUGACGGGUCGGACGACCAAGACUGGGAGCUCGGCUCGCGGCGACCCCGGAGCGCUGCGUUCAGUGGGUUCAUGGACCCGAAACUGCGAGGCGACAGGGACGGCCGCGGCGGAUAUGCGCGCGGCAGUGACAGAGAGCCCAGUCCAGGCGUAUAUGUCCCCGAGGAGGCGAGGACGGGUGCCCGGUUCCAGAGUGAUGGACCCGGAGGGGGUGGGCCAGGUCCAGCGACCAUGGCCGCUCGGAGCAGUCCUUUGGGUGGGGAGGCAUAG